AUGGAAAGUCACCCCCUCAGCCUACGGCAUGAAAACUGCCUGGACUGCCUCCCAGGAAUAGGCCACGCCUGCGGCCACAACCUAAUAGCAACAGCCUCCCUAACAGGAGCCCUCGCAACCUCAACCCUCCUCGCCCGCCACGCCCUCCCCGGCAAACUCAUCCUCUACGGCACCCCCGCAGAAGAAGGCGGCGGCGGCAAAAUCGCCCUCCUCAAAGCCGGCGCCUACAACCCCUCCACCUGUCCCGGCACCGGCUCCCCCUCCCGCGCACCAGACAUCAACCUCAUCUCCCACCCUGGCAUCGUCACCUCCACGGCCCUGAUGCGCACCUCGGCCUACACCUCCCUCCGCCUCGAAUAUUUCGGCCGCGAGGCCCACGCCGCAGCGAACCCGUGGCUCGGCAUCAACGCGCUCGACGCGCUGGUGGUGGCGUAUACCUCGAUUUCUGUGCUGAGACAGCAGACGAGGCCGGGGGACGUGAUCCAGUGUAACAUCUCCGACGGCGGCGCGCGGCCAAACAUCAUCCACGCGUACGCGGCGGCGAAUUUCGUGGUGAGGUCGGAUACGCAGCCGCGGCUCUCUGAGCUUUUGAAAAAGGUGCAGAAAUGCUUCGCUGCGGGGGCGGAGGCCACGGGGGCGACGUUCAAAGUUACGUUUACGGGGGCGUAUAAAGAUCAUGUGCCGAAUCGUGUGCUGGGGCGUUCGUAUACGCGAUACUUCAACGCGUUACUGGGCUCUGGCGGCGACGGAGACGGUGACGACGACGCUCCGAUCCCGACGGACGAAGACGUGGAUGAGAUUCGCGGACGGACGAUGGCGAGUACGGAUCAGGGGGAUAUCAGCUACGCCAUGCCCUCCCUCAGCGUCGGCUUCGCGAUUCCGCCUGGGAAGGGAGGUCAGGGCCCGCAUAACCCAGAGUUUGCGGAGGCGGCGGGGACGAAGGUUGCGUUUGAGAGGAGUUUGCGCGUUGGAAAGGGGCUGGCUGGUGUUGCGGUUGAGGUUUUGACCAAGGAGGGUAUGGUGGACGAGGUGAAGGCUGCUUGGAGGAGGGAUAUGGGGGUAUGA
Molecule: messenger RNA, 1065 nt
Organism: Colletotrichum tamarilloi
Lineage: Eukaryota; Fungi; Ascomycota; Sordariomycetes; Glomerellales; Glomerellaceae
Product: amidohydrolase
Exons: 2
Coding region: 1-1065 (354 amino acids)
Molecular function (GO): dipeptidase activity
Source: RefSeq, a predicted model, not a curated record